Messenger RNA from Ixodes scapularis (black-legged tick), 2694 nucleotides. RefSeq lists its product as uncharacterized. The record is from RefSeq and is a predicted model, not a curated record. Bases 249 to 2474 code for a protein of 741 amino acids. The transcript has 2 exons. Gene Ontology annotation, molecular function: exonuclease activity; nucleic acid binding. Gene Ontology annotation, cellular component: nucleus. Lineage: Eukaryota; Metazoa; Arthropoda; Arachnida; Ixodida; Ixodidae.
GAAGCCAUUGUAAUCCAAAGGCUUGUGUGCUUGCGGCGUUUGUAGCACGUUCAUGUUGGAACAUGCUACGGUAUAUACCGAUCAGCUGUACAGGAAGAACUGCUCGCUGCUCUUCAUUGACUUUGUCACGCUGAAUCGAGUGUACGGCGGAGUCAGAAUUAUCGUAAAGGUAACCCCCGAAACUUCCUCUACUACAUGUCAACAAGUCACGCCGUCGUGGCACGAGAAGUCAAAGGGCCGCAUAUUUUAUGGAGCAUUCGGGCACAUACUCAUUUAGGAUGGCGACAAAAAACACCGACAAAGGAAUCCGACUGUCCUCCAAGAAGCUCAAACGAAUGGAGUCGAAGAAGCGCAAGAUCGAGGCUUUUCUCGAACUCUGCGGCACUUCAGAAACGGAUGAGACGCAGGACGCACCCGCCGCUGUCAAGAAGCCGCGCAGCACAGAUGAAGCGGACCGAGCCCAAGCCGCCGGCGACUCAGCUGAAGCGGCUAAGUCGAUCAACGCUGAACUCUCCGAACUGCGCGCUCGUCACCGAGCUUAUCAGAAAUCUCGGCUCCAAGUCCCCAAGUUUUACAUGACGGACGACGGCUACCGCGCCGGUUGGAGCUGGCCCUCCGGCGAAGAGAAUGUCGCUGACAGCGCCGCCGAGACGGUCGAGCAGCCUAGCGACAUCCUCUACCUGCAAGACAUCCAGAACUUGCUUCUCGUCGCCCUGAUGGGCAACGAAACCCCGUACCUGACGCGCUGGUGCCGCUACCUCCGCAACGCCAAGACGAGCCACAUCGUCGUGGUGAUGGUGAGCGGGCUCUCCGUGGACAUGCUCGCCGAAAACCCGGACUGGUUCCCCAAGUUGAGCAGGCUCUUCCCGGACGGCGGCGUCCGCGUGGUGCCUGCGGCCCAGUACGGAGCCACGACCGAGUGCGAGCUCACGCAGGUUCCGGUCAGCUUCCAAGCGGGCAUCAAGCUCAGAUGCGCCUUCGGAUCUCUCGAAGCAGCCGAGGCCGCGGGUGCGGUGUUCAAGUGCUACGGCGCCUUCGUGCCCAUCGCGAACAAAACAAACGGCGCUGAACAGAACGGGCAUCAAGAUCCGGCAAAGGGGAACGACGAGCAGAACGGGCACCAAGGUGCGGCGAAGGGGAACGACGAGCUUGAGGAGGGACAGCUGGUGGAUGCUAAAGAAAUCACGCUGGGGAAUGCUAAUCCCAACGACGUGGUGCCUCGAACCUUAUUCCUGCUGAGUCCCGUGCAGAUGCUGCACGAGGGAUAUCCGCUGCUGAAAGCGGAGGCCACAAAGGACUACGUGUACACAAACAGGUCCUACCUCCCUGUCAGCAACAGGUCUCGUCUGUUUUCAAUCGACUGCGAGAUGUGCCUCACGACGGCCAAGUGCAAUGAGCUUGCCCGCGUUACACUCAUCGAUGAAGAUGAGAAGGUGCUCCUGGAUGAACUGGUCAAGCCCCGCAACCGCAUUAUCAACUACCUCACCCAGUUCAGCGGCAUCACCAAGAAAAUGCUGGAUCCCGUCACGACUCGAGUGGAGGACGUCCAGAAGGCCAUCAUCCGGCUACUUCCCCCAGAUGCCAUCCUUGUUGGGCAGUCACUCAACUUUGACCUGCACGCACUCCACAUGAUCCACCCGUAUGUCAUCGACAGCAGCGUCAUCUACAACCUCACCGGGAACCGCAACCACAAGUCUAAGCUGAAGUUGCUGUCCAGCACAUUCCUGGGACAAGAGAUCCAGAUGAGCAAAGAGGGUCACUCUUCUGAGGAGGACUCUCUGGCGUGCCUCCGCCUCGUCAAGCUGAGACUGCAGAAGGGACUGUUUUUUGGAGACGCCAUUCUGCGGGACAAAGAGCAAGAGCUGCAGGAGAAAGCUCUGGAGAUGGCGAGGAACGGAGAGGCCAUUGACGUGUCCAUCUGCUGCGACCCUCCCCAGGAGUGGAUUGAGAGCAAACGUGUCUCCGAGCCGAAGGUGGUCGUCAAGGAAGGUAGCAUCAAGAAGAUGAAGCCCCGUACCAGCGAAUGUAGACAUAUGCUCAAGCAGGAGUUCCAGGGCCUUGUCAGCAAUCUGUUCUACUACCUUGGCAGGGACAAGCACAAGAAGACAGCACACGUCGUCGGCACCAAGGAAAUGCUCGAGAACUAUCCCAAGUUUGUCCUUAAUGUGACCCAAAGCAGGAAGGUGAAUGGGAACAAGAAAGCGGUCAAAGAAGCCAAGGCUCUUAUGGAUGACAACCACUUGCUGAUGGUGGGUCUCAAGGCAAAGGCACACAAGGAACUGCUGACUCAGCAGAAAGCAGCAGAAUUGGACAAGCAUCUGGAGAAGAUCUACCGUGGCUGCCAGAGGAAGUCCUUGUUUGUGGUACUCUUGCAAGGGUGCUUUGACAAAGACACUAGAGUGACCGAGCACGGGUUGUGCUUUGUGACAGUCAAGGAGGCCGAGAGGAGAAGUCCGGCGGACAAGAGGGAGUAACAUGCAGUAUACGCUCAACGGGUCAUUAUCACUUUGUUAUGGGCGUGCAAACAGUCACCCCUGUGCCAUUCAUUUUACGACGUUUUCAGCUGAUCUCCUGUUACGCGGUUUCAUCUGUAGCCAUUGCGAGCUUUAAAGCAUGCUGCUUUGUUCCUUCAUUCAACUUGCAUAUUUUAUGCUUGUUUUACUGAAUAAAACAUUUGUGCUAUUCACCCCUGCA